This is a messenger RNA of Lactuca saligna, 1317 nucleotides long. The record is from the annotation of a GenBank genome assembly. NCBI's taxonomy places the organism in Eukaryota, Viridiplantae, Streptophyta, Magnoliopsida, Asterales, Asteraceae.
AUGGUCUUAAGCGAUAGUUUGAGGAGCAAUAGGAGGUUGCUUCCUCAAAGGGGGGAAGUGAAAGGAUUCCAAGGAUCGAUCAAGAACAAGUUCCUUUACAUUCCAAAACCCCAUCAGUUCAUCAAACUCUUCCUAGGAAGUGACUACAUCCGUACUCAAGCGGAUUUUGUAUGGAUAAACCUGGAGGAGAUAUUUCUGAUUGCAAGGGUGUUUUCAGAUUUGAUAUGUGAUUUUGGGAAAAUUAACGCUGAAAUUCACCCGAUCCUUGCCAAGAAGUUCAAAUUUCCUUACUUCGAGCCUGCUCCAAGCUUCAUUGAAGGGUACCAAAGUAUGUCUCUCAAGGAAACCAACUUCCCAGAGUUAGGUGCUAUCUACAAAAUAGGUCUAGAAGGUCCAAAAUACUUCAUACUUGUGACCGCAAUGCAUCGGUUGGCCAAGAAACAACUCGACAUCACUCUAGCUCUAGUCCAGCGAUCAAUGCACACUACAAAAGAAGCUAAGUUUGAAAUAACUCGAAGAAUCCAUUGGUUGUCUGAAGUUAUCUUCUCGCCGACUACCUUAGAGAAGACCAAUUUCACCAUCAGCCUCUACUCCUUCUCUUCUGGCAACCUCAUUCCACUGAGAUUACAGUUCUCUCUCCAACUCCCAUUUUCUUCAACAGGGUUUUCUCCUGAUUUUGUGAUAUUUUUGGAACAAAUGGAUACUAUGAAAGACUCAUCAGAUGUAUUAUCUUUCAAUUUACAUGUGCUUCUCAUGGAACCCGUAAAGUUACAAACUACACAUUGGAAAAGAUAUCAAUUUAUACAGAGGAAAGUGGGAGAUAGAACAAUAGAUAUGGCAGCAACAACAAUCGAUCAAGUUUUGUUGGGAAGGAAGUAGAGGUAUUUUGAUAUUUGGGAAAUUAGGAAAGUGAAAGGCAUAGCAGAAAAACACAUAUUAAUGGAGCACAUCGGCGACCUUCUACAUUGAACGAGAAACCCAAAACAGAUGAGGGCCGAUGUGUUUUGGAGGAGGUUCCCACUUUUUUCUCUGUAAAUUAGUAAAUAGUUGAUUGGAAGAGAGGAACGGCGACGUAAUGGUCAGUUUUAGAUGUGUGUUGGUUAGUAACAGAAGAGGACGAAAAUUGACAAAGCCUGAAUUUGUGGUGGCCAACGUAUGAAGAUUGAAGCUCAUAAAGUGUACUGUCGUUAAGGCGACGUAAUGGUCAAUUUUAAAUGUGUGUUGUUUAGCAAUAGAAGAGGACGAAAAUUGACAAAACCUGAAUUUGUGGUGGCCAAAGUAUGAAGCUCAUAAAAUGUAUUGUCGUUAAGUGUGAGG